Messenger RNA from Micropterus salmoides (largemouth bass), 1160 nucleotides. RefSeq lists its product as uncharacterized. The transcript has 7 exons. NCBI's taxonomy places the organism in Eukaryota, Metazoa, Chordata, Actinopteri, Centrarchiformes, Centrarchidae. The coding region runs from base 118 to 573 and encodes 151 amino acids. Gene Ontology annotation, molecular function: calcium ion binding; structural constituent of muscle. The record is from RefSeq and is a predicted model, not a curated record. Gene Ontology annotation, cellular component: myosin II complex.
GCGUGCUCUACGUCAUGACGCACAGCUGCUAGGGUUUUCUCACCCUGCCCUUCUCUGUGAGCCGUCACACAUUCUUUAGUUUGCCGACGCCGCGGACACACCUCAGCCAACAAAACCAUGUCUGACUUCUCGGAAGAUCAAAUCGGUGACUUUAAGGAUGCAUUCCUGCUGUUCGACAGGACAGGAGAUGGGAAGAUCAGCUUCAGUCAGUGUGGGGACGUCAUGCGGGCCCUGGGACAGAACCCUGUCAACGCUGAGGUGCUCAAGGUCCUGGGCAAUCCCACGGCUGAGGAGAUGAACACCAAGAUGCUAGACUUUGAGCAGUUCCUGCCCAUGUUCCAGGCCAUCGCCAAGAAUAAAGAUCAGGGCUCCAUGGAGGAUUUUGUGGAGGGACUGCGUGUCUUUGACAAGGAGGGCAAUGGCACAGUAAUGGGAGCAGAGCUUCGUCACGUCCUCACUACGUUAGGUGAGAAAAUGUCAGAGGAGGAAGUGGAGACGCUCUUGGCGGGACACGAAGAUGCGAAUGGCUGCAUCAAUUAUGAAGCAUUUGUCCGCCACAUCAUGUCAGGCUGAGGGCCGGUACGGGCAUUUGAACUGGUCAGGAUGGUCAUGAACGGGUGAAGACAAAGAGCAUCCCACUUUUUUACCUUGUCACAUCUACCUACCUUUUUGCAGUUAGCUUCUCCAGCCCCGCCCACUCCACCCUGUGCCCUUUCCAUGGAUUAGUUUUCCACAUUUAAUUUAAGAAGUGCCUUUACAUUCCCUACAAAAGACCACAAAUGGCUAUUCCUGCCAGGUCCAUUCACAUACAUAACUACUUGUAUACCAUUCAGGAGUCUUUGUGCUUGCAUUGUUUGCAAUAACAUUCCAAGGACGCAGCACUGAAGAUGACAUAAAUUGAUAAUGAAAUACUGUAACUAUUAAAAGUAGUGUGUCAGUGUUGGAUGGGACAUUAAUAUAUAUGUACGUAAUAACUGUCAGAGACCUUCUGUAUCAUUGGCUAAGACUUGCUUUGGCUGAGGAACAUGUUCUUCCCAUUCUCCAAGUAAACCGACCAUACUAUCAUGAGGUAGAAAGAAACAUUUCGAAUGGGUUCCCAUGUUUUAAAUUCACCCCAAUUUUGUUGCUGCAUUUAAAUAAAUGUGUUUCCUGAAAACAUA